GUCAUGGACGAUUUUUUUAAUGGCGAUGACUAUGUCGACGAUUUGCUUGAUGAAGUAGAGAAGAACCAAGCGAGCACAGUCCAGCGUGAAAUUGAAACCGCGUUAAUCGAGUUAUACCCAUUAGACAGUCAUGUUAGUAAUGGAUUCUCAAGCCUGAGUCUUGUAGAACUUGCAAGUAACUACACACCUGGAGGACCUGCAGCAUACAAUCCGCUGGAUACCUUCUACGCAAAAUCAGGCCAAAACGAUGAGCGAAAGCUACUGAAGUCAGCGGCGCUACUGGAAAAGGGUGAACAGUUUGCCUUAAGGGCAGUUGGUUACCAGGUUGGACACCCACCGCUAUACCUUCGCUACUACAAAAAGAAUGAGAAUAAAGAUAGUGCUUCCGAACAGCCAGGAUGCCUGUUAAGCAAUACAGUCGACGAAAUGUUAAAUAACAUGGUUGAACGUCAAGAACACGCACCAGCCAGACGUUCCCGCAGUUCUAUGACGCUAUUACGUAAACGGAAAAGACAGACUCGAGAUCAUAACACGGAUGACUCAAACGAAAGCUGGCUAAUUAAAUACCAGCCGCGUUACUUCUCAGACCUCUUAACAGAUGAAGCUGUCAAUGUAGAAGUACUAGAAUGGUUGCGGUCGUGGAAAUGUAGCAAGUUGUAUUCUGGCAAUAAAAAGUCCCAGAGUGCAUACCAACAGAAGGAUAAAGAAAGUGAUGAAGUAGAUGUACCGAAAAUACUGCUGCUAGGAGGCCCUGCAGGAGUGGGUAAAUCAACAGUAGUCAACGUACUGGCACGCCAUUGCGGCUUUGAUGUUGUUGAAAUUAACGCAAGUGAGGACAGAAGCAAAGAGAAAGUGCUACCCACCAUUAAAGGCAUCGUCACCGCAAACUCAAUUUCAAAAAAUCGGCCUAACCUAUGUCUGCUAGAAGAAGUUGACGGACUUCAUGCUGCAGAAGGUCGAGUUAUCGGUGCAUUAAAAGAUCUUAACCAAAAGAAUAUGAUCAAGCGGCCCAUUGUCUGUAUAUGUAACGAAUUGUACGAUAAAAACUUGAGGGAACUGCGGCAGAUCUCAAAGGUUAUAGUAGUUGAAUCUUGUUAUACGGAGGCUUUAAAGCAUCGAUUAGCCAAUAUUGCUGAAUUGGAAGGAUAUCAAGUUGACGAACAAUUGCUCGAUGAUUUGAUUAAACUACAUCAUAACGAUAUUCGCAGUUGUAUAACGGCACUGGAAUUUAUAAUAAAGAAUCCUCAUCUAGCGGAUAAUCUGGAAAUAUUCGCCAAAGAUAGAAGCCAAGAUAUUAUCACUUUCUUGCGCGAUUUGUUCAACCAAAGAUCAACUCCACAGGCUAUGAGGAGGAUUGCAGACGCUUUCGCUGCCUCAGUUGGAAGUCAAACUUUAUCGCAUUUAGUUUUAGAAAAUGUAGCCAAAAUCGGUACCAGGAGCAUGUUCAAUGCAGUAGCUCUGUACGAUAUUAUGGCACAGGGAGAUGCGCUGUACCACAACUGGUGGAUGGAAGCGGUAUUAACAUUUGUAAAAAUGAUGCAACUUAAAUCUGCAUUCAAGUUUAUACUACCAAACACAUUGCAUAGCCAUUCAUAUGGACAAAGGCUAACCAAGAAUAUGACCGUGGUAAAAGUAAUUAAAAGGGAAUCAAUAAGUACAUAUGAUACGCUUUCUACCAGUUUAUGCGUCCAUCUGAUACCAAUGCUUUGUACCAUUGUAUCCGCAGCCUCGGAAGUAUCCUUAAGCUUUGUAAGCAUAGUCAGAAAUCUAAAGGAACUCGAUUUGUUAUGGGAAGCUUUUGCUCCACAGAAGGCAACUGCUAUAACAAGGUUAAUCAAGCUAUCAGUUCUACUUAAGGUCUACGGCAUAUCGGUGUUAGAGCAUCAAGGAAAUCUGGCACUGGACCCGCCAUUAUUAUCGCUCAUAAACAAUGAUAAGGCAAUUGGAAAUGAAGCAUUGAAUAUACUGCAGCAUAUACAAAAUGUUAAAAGUACCAAUGUUGCCAAUGGCAAACCAAAGAAUCUGAAAUCAUAUCUCCAGGAGAUUAAUCAACUUGGCUAUGCCAAAUUCCUUUCCAAGUAUGCAAGCGAUUAUGAUAUGAAUAUAAAUGCUAACCUCAAGCGCAUUUGCCGUAAAAACGGGAACUUAGUAGCACCAAUCACUUUCGAGCAGCUGCUAUUGGAGGAAUACCAGAGAUUCUCCCAAUUGUUAAAAGACAAUUGCUUCAACCCUGAUGCCAAGACAUAUGGAAUGUACAAAUAUUUCGGAGAACGUUGCAAUGCAGUUAGGUACAUUAUUAAUGACAUUUAGCCAUGUAUAGUAGAACCAUUUUGUAUAGUAGCCAUAA
Molecule: messenger RNA, 2347 nt
Organism: Babesia bovis T2Bo
Lineage: Eukaryota; Apicomplexa; Aconoidasida; Piroplasmida; Babesiidae
Exons: 7
Coding region: 4-2310 (768 amino acids)
Cellular component (GO): nucleus
Molecular function (GO): ATP hydrolysis activity; ATP binding; DNA binding
Source: RefSeq, a predicted model, not a curated record